This is a messenger RNA of Notechis scutatus (mainland tiger snake), 2245 nucleotides long. RefSeq names its product carbohydrate sulfotransferase 12 (gene CHST12). Gene Ontology annotation, cellular component: membrane. Gene Ontology annotation, biological process: carbohydrate biosynthetic process; proteoglycan biosynthetic process. Gene Ontology annotation, molecular function: sulfotransferase activity. The record is from RefSeq and is a predicted model, not a curated record. NCBI's taxonomy places the organism in Eukaryota, Metazoa, Chordata, Lepidosauria, Squamata, Elapidae.
UCGAAGCCAUGUUGGAUUCCAGAGGUUUCCCGUUGAGUUGGAGAUGAGCUCAGGAAGGAAGUAGCUGAAGAUCCCACCUGGCAGCCAUGACCAAGGCACGGCUUUUCCGUCUCUCGGUGGUCCUCGGCUCCAUUUUCAUGAUCUUGUUGAUCAUUGUGUAUUGGGACAAUGUCGGGACAGCGCAUUUCUACCUCCACACCACCCUCUCGAGGCCUCAGGGGGCGCUCCCCACAGCGGUGAAGGACAACCCAGGUUCUCUGCUGGAGAUGGACGACUUUUUGGAGAACCUUUUAAAUUCCAACCUGAAAAAGAACCUCGAUCUGGGCUGGAAGGCCGAGAAGCCGAAGCUGCGACCUUCAAGCAAACCCGGGGCCAGCAACUUGGAGGAGAAUGUCAGAGGCUACGAGUGGCCCACCCGGGAAGUCAACAUGGUGCUGGACCAAGCAAAGCUGCAGAAGGAGAGACGGCAGAUGUUGCAGGACUGGUGCACUAACUCCAGCUUCUCCUUCCCGACCAAGGAGAGGACCUUCGACGACAUUCCCAACUAUGAGCUCAACCACCUCAUUGUGGAUGACCGUCACGGCAUCAUCUACUGCUACGUCCCCAAAGUGGCCUGCACCAACUGGAAGCGGGUGAUGAUUGUCCUGAGCGAAAGCUUAAUGGACCAAGGCGUCCCUUAUGUCGACCCUUUGGACAUUCCCCGCGAGAACGUCCACAACACCAGCACCCACUUCACCUUCAACAAAUUCUGGCGCCGCUACGGCAAGUUCUCCCGCCACCUGAUGAAGAUCAAGCUCAAGAAGUACACCAAGUUCCUCUUUGUCCGGGAUCCUUUCGUUCGGCUCAUCUCGGCCUUCCGGAGCAAAUUUGAGCUGGCCAACGAGGAAUUCUACCGCCGGUUUGCCAUCCCCAUGCUCAAGCUUUACGCCAACUACAGCAGCCUGCCGACGUCAGUGAGCGAAGCCUUCGAAGGUGGCUUCCGGGUCUCCUUCUCAGACUUCAUCCAGUACUUACUGGACCCUCGGACAGAAAAGUUGGCCCCAUUCAACGAGCACUGGAGGCAGGUGUACCGCCUAUGUCACCCCUGCCAGAUCGAGUAUGACUUUGUCGGCAAACUGGAGACCUUGGACGAAGACGCCACGUACCUGUUGCAGCUUCUCAAGGUGGACCAUCUCCUCCACUUCCCUCCCAGCUACCGGAACAGGACAGCCAACAGUUGGGAGGAAGACUGGUUCGCUAAAAUCCCCAUGGCAUGGCGACAGCGGCUGUACAAACUCUACGAAGCCGAUUUCGUACUUUUCGGCUAUCCCAAACCGGAAAACCUGCUCAAAAACUGAGCAAGAGCCAGGUGGAGGAGUGUUCCUCCCCGCCCCUCUGCCCCCAAAUCCCAAAGAAUCCUCCUUAUUUGAUGUCCUCCAAAUCAGGGGGUCCCCCAAUUCCCAGGCUACGGCCUGUUGAGAACCAGGCCGCGCGAGCAGAAGGUGAGUGUGCACAAACUCAGCUCGAUUCGGGCAAGCGGUGGGCCCUCGCCCUGUGUGUGUGUGCGCGUGACGCUCCAUUCGGGUGAGCGGCAAGUGUGCCCGCUGCUCACCCAAAUGGAGCUUCACAAAUGCGCGUGAGUGCCAGUGCCCAUCAGGUGUACAAAUGGGGCACCAUGCAUCGUGCGAGCGCCCGCCGUUUGCACAAAUAGAGGUUCACGAAUGCUCACGAGUGGCCGUCACUCGCACAAAUGGAACUUCACGGCCGUGUGCGAGAACCUGCUGCUUGUGCCAGUGGUGCUGCGUGUGUGAGCACACCUGCCUGCCGCUCGCACAUGGAACCAUUUCCUCUCUCUCCCCUCCCCCGUUCCACAAAGCUGGAAAGGUUGGGGACCCCUGCCCCAAAUAACAAGGUCCUUCCAGGUGGACUUCCACAAGUGUACCUUUUUCUACAGCCUUUUACACAUCGCUCAGUGGCGAACUCCCGACUCUUCUGCAGGAAAGGGUCUCAAGCCUCAACCAGCCCCCUUCGGGUUUUUUUUUGUCCAGUGUGACCUCUUGAGUUUUGCAUUUGUGUUAUGAUCCGGUGGGUUCUGCCUCUGUUUUAUGUUGAUGCUUUUUUGGGGUGCGUUUAAAACAAAUGGAAAGAAAGAAUUAAUAUAUUAAAAAAAAUAUUUAAUACGGAGCUUGCCGUGGGAAGGAAGAACGAAAAAGUGUGUCCUCUUACGUUGCUUCUGUUCAAACUCCCCCCCCCCAAACCCCAGAGG